Molecule: messenger RNA, 833 nt
Organism: Carassius auratus (goldfish)
Lineage: Eukaryota; Metazoa; Chordata; Actinopteri; Cypriniformes; Cyprinidae
Product: spondin-2-like
Exons: 3
Coding region: 424-711 (95 amino acids)
Biological process (GO): cell adhesion
Cellular component (GO): extracellular matrix
Source: RefSeq, a predicted model, not a curated record
UUCGGCUUACUGGGUGCUUCCACACUGCUGAUCCAUUUCAAGCCUGUUUCCACAAUCAAACAACCCUAUAAUACUGCUUCCUCAACUGACUACGAAACCGUCAGGAGCUUCAUAAUGCUGCUUUCUCUCUGCAUGUUUGGUUGGGAGAAGGAAAAAAAUUGUGAAUCUUGAUUACAAUGGUGACUCGUUUGCCGGAACCAAAGAGAAAAUUAUACAUGGAAUUUUAAUGUAGAGUGUGGAGAGCUUGAUACUACUUCUGGGAGGGGUCAGGAGGGUAUUGAUAUUGUUAGACUGUGGGGAAUGCUGGAAAUGCAUAAAUAGCUGGAAGACUCACAGUAAUCUUGCAGUCUUCCUUUGAAUGCCUGGACACAGGUGACCUCGACUCAGCUUUUCUGCAGAAAACCUCAUGAAAACCUAACCAGCAUGGAAAAGAUGACAUCCUUGAAAGUGAACUGCUGGCUGCAGUUGUUUACCGUGACUUUGGCCCUGCUGAGUGGAGUCCCUGCAAUGCCGGUUGACAUGGACCAUGUGUGCAUGGUCCUGUCAACAGCCAAGUAUAGACUGAUGUUUACUAGCCAGUGGACUCAGACUGCCUUCCCCAAACACUACCCUCUGUACAGGCCGCCUGCACAGUGGUCCCCCAUCAUUGGAGUAACUCACAGCUCAGACUAUCACAUCUGGCAAAUGACGAGAACUCCAGUAAUGGGGUGAGAGAGUUCUCUGAGAGAGGAGAGGCUUGGACCCUGAUAAAGGAAGUGGAGGCAGCUGGGGAAUGGAUCCAAAGUGUCUAUGGCCUCUUUUCAGUGACAGCUGUGGUUGGAGGAACCAGUCUG